Messenger RNA from Diospyros lotus (date-plum), 3550 nucleotides. Its product is annotated as probable LRR receptor-like serine/threonine-protein kinase At3g47570. The coding region runs from base 38 to 3394 and encodes 1118 amino acids. Lineage: Eukaryota; Viridiplantae; Streptophyta; Magnoliopsida; Ericales; Ebenaceae. Gene Ontology annotation, cellular component: plasma membrane. Gene Ontology annotation, molecular function: protein kinase activity; ATP binding; protein binding. The transcript is spliced from 2 exons. Gene Ontology annotation, biological process: hormone-mediated signaling pathway; protein phosphorylation. The record is from RefSeq and is a predicted model, not a curated record.
AUUAAUUGAAGGAGAAUAGAAGCCAAAUGAAGCUAGUAUGUUUUUCUAUGAUAUAUAUAUAUAUAUAUAUCAUAGAUACAUAUCCAUCAUCAACACAUCACCACCAGCCCAUAUGUUGAUCUCACAUGCUCACAGUAAGCAGUCAAACAUACAUGAUUGGCUAUAUAUGCUUGCUAACAUCUCAUUUUUGCACAUAUCUUCACUCUUCAAGGUCUGUUGCCACCAAGCAACAACAUUUAGUUCUCUAUAUACAGAUAUAUCCCUGAACUCUUAUAUUAAUUGUUGGUCUGUCAGCAACAAGAAGUGCUCAAUGGGGACUCCAGGUUUGAGCUUUGCUGUGGUGUGUUCACUCUUCAUAUGCAUUGUGUUUGUGGCUGCUGCUGCUGGCACUGGGAGGUCUAAUGAGACAGAUCAACUCUCACUUGUAGCAUUCAAGGCCAGUGUUGUGCAAGACCCCCUCCACGUCAUGAGCCUAUGGAAUUCAAGCCUCCACUUCUGCCUGUGGCCCGGUGUCACCUGUGGCAGCCGCCACCGGAGAGUCACCGUCUUGGACUUGCAGUCCCUGAAGCUAGAGGGAACCAUAUCGCCGUACAUCGGGAAUCUGAGCUUUCUCAGAGUGUUGCAGCUUCAAAACAACAGUUUCAGGGGUGAAAUUCCCCUGCAGCUGGGCCGUUUGAGAAGAUUAAGGGUACUCCGCCUGCACAAUAAUUCCAUCAGUGGCCACAUUCCCGCCAAUUUAUCCAGCUGUCACCAACUCGGCGUCAUAAACUUAUCAAAAAACAUUCUAGUGGGGAGAAUUCCUCCCGAGCUUGGUUCAUUGCAGAGGCUUCUGUGGAUUAAAAUCGAUUCAAACAAACUGACAGGACCAAUCCCUCCUAGUUUGGGGAACUUGUCAUCUCUUGAGAUGCUUUUUGCAAGCAAAAACAAGUUGGUUGGGAGCAUCCCUGAAGCUGUAUGCCAAUUGCCAAGGCUUAAGUUUAUGGUAGUGAAUGAAAAUGGCAUGUCAGGUAAACUCCCUAGUUCACUUUUCAACCAUUCUUCUAUUAUGGCUAUAGAUGUGGGUACCAACCACAUUCAAGGAAAUCUUCCCUCACAGUUUGGCAACACCCUCCCGAAACUCGAGUACCUCAGCAUUUUCAACAACCAAAUUGGUGGUCUCUUCCCUGUAUCACUAUCAAAUGCCACGAAUCUAAUGUUCUUUGGAACAGGUCACAAUAAGCUUACAGGAAAGGUUCCAACCUUGGAAAAGCUGCAAAAACUUGAGCGACUUAGCAUCGCUUUCAACCGUCUUGGCGGUGACUUGAGCUUCCUAUCCUCCUUGACCAAUGCCACCAAUUUGGAUCUUCUAGAGCUGAAUGUAAAUGAAUUUAGUGGGUUGUUGCCACAAUCAAUUUCUAACCUGUCAACUAAGCUUGCAGAACUUUCUCUAAACUACAAUCAAUUAUAUGGAAGCAUACCGGCAGGGAUAUCCAAUCUUGUCAACUUGGAGGCCCUGUAUUUGGCCGGCAACCGAUUCACGGGUAAUAUUCCUCCUGAAUUUGGGAGGCUUCAGAAGCUGCAAGACUUGGCUCUGCCAGAAAACAAUCUCUCUGGGAGUAUUCCCUACUCAUUUGGAAAUCUAACUUUAUUGACUAGAUUCACUUUGGCAGAAAACAAGCUUCAUCGCAACAUUCCUAUUAGUAUAGGGAAAUGUCAAAAUUUGAUAUUGUUGGAUCUUAGUCACAACAGCCUUAGCGGCCCGAUACCAAAACUAGUGUUUGAUCUCUCAUCUUUGUCGAUAGCUCUGGACCUAUCUCAAAACCAAUUGACCGGUUCGAUUCCAAUGGAGAUCGGAAACUUGAUCAAUCUCGAUUACUUGGAUCUUUCUGAAAACAAGCUACUGGGUAGAAUUCCAGCCACUCUUGGCGCUUGUGUGAAAUUGACAAAUCUUUACUUGCAUAAAAACUUCCUCCAAGGAACCAUUCCUUCAUCUUUUAAAUCUCUCAGAGCCAUCCAAGUUCUAGACCUUUCUCACAACAAUUUGACGGGUGAAGUCCCAAGAUACUUGAAGGAUUUUGACUUCUUGCAAAAACUGAAUUUGUCUUUCAAUGACUUGGUGGGCGAGGUGCCGAUCGAAGGAGCUUUCAAGAAUGCAACUGCAACUUCAAUCACCGGAAACAAGAAGCUCUGUGGCGGUUUACCCGAGUUUCUGCUGCCCAAAUGCAAUCCCAAACAGAAGAACUCAACCCUCACCGUGAAACAUGUCAUUGCCAUAUCUUGUGGGCUUUUGGGAGCAAUCUUGGUGAUUAUAAUUUGUUUCAUUUAUCUUUUCUGGUUCAAGAUCAAGCAGAGAAACAAAGAAUCCCCUGGUUCGCUUUCACUGGAACCCUACUCAUUGAUCAGAGUGUCUUACCAAGAUCUCCUCAAAGCCACCGACGGGUUCUCUUCUUCCAAUUUGGUUGGAUCGGGUAGUUUUGGAUCCGUGUAUAGAGGAACUCUCAACAAUGGAACAGUUGUUGCAGUGAAGGUCUUCAAUCUUUUGCAUCAAGGAGCUUCCAAGAGCUUCCUCGCGGAGUGCGAGGCCUUGAAGAGCAUUAGGCAUAGGAACCUUGUCAAGAUUCUCACUGCAUGUUCAGGCCUUGACAAUCAAGGAAACGAUUUCAAGGCCUUGGUUUAUGAGUUCAUGGUUAAUGGCAACUUAGAUCAGUGGCUGCAUCCAAACCCCAAAGAAAAACACAGUAGUACUGUGCAAGUGCAUGUGCAUGUGCCAGCUUUGAAUCUUCUUCAGAGACUAGACAUUGCCAUCGAAGUUGCUUCCGCCGUGGAUUAUCUUCACCGCCACAGCCAAACGCCGGUAGUUCACUGUGAUCUGAAACCGAGCAACGUUCUUCUUGACAGCGAAAUGACGGCUCAUGUGAGUGAUUUCGGGUUAGCCAAAUUAAUCCUCGAGGACCGCUCCUCGAAUCAAAGGAGUUCGACCGGGAUAUUACGGGGAUCUGUUGGCUAUGCCGCACCAGAGUACGGCGUGGGGAGUGAGGCUUCGAGACAAGGUGAUGUAUACAGCUAUGGGGUGCUCUUGCUGGAGAUGUUCACCGGAAAAAGACCCACCGACGAGAUGUUCAGUGAGGGUACUGUGAACAAUAUUCACAAUUUUGUGAAGACUGCUUUGUCGUCAGAAAGAGUAGAGGAAAUUGCAGAUCCAUCGGUUGUUCUUCAGGAUCCCCAGAUGAAGAAAGGCAUGGAGAGAGACAAAAUGUUAGAGUGUUUGGCUUCAAUCUUUGAGGUUGGAAUUGGAUGCUCGGCAGAAUCAGCAAGGGCCAGGCCAGAAAUGAGCCAUGUAGUGAAUGAGUUGAUUCUGAUCAGAGACCCCAUCGUUGCAACAAGAAGAGGGACUACCUACACACGAGUAAUUUAGUCACUUUUUUUUUUUUUUUUUAAUAUGAGCAGGUAUCCAAGUUUUGCUCGAGUAAUUUAGUUUUUUUUGCAUGUCAAUAUGUCAUUUUGACGAUUUUCAUUAAGAUGGUAUUUGUUAACUAAGAUAUAGGGAAGAAAAUAUCAGAUAUGAAAAAUA